Messenger RNA from Aspergillus eucalypticola CBS 122712, 491 nucleotides. RefSeq lists its product as uncharacterized. The record is from RefSeq and is a predicted model, not a curated record. Bases 81 to 320 code for a protein of 79 amino acids. The transcript has a single exon. NCBI's taxonomy places the organism in Eukaryota, Fungi, Ascomycota, Eurotiomycetes, Eurotiales, Aspergillaceae.
CUUUUUCGUUAUUACCCUUAUGACCUUCCCUUCCAGCCCGAUAACCACUAGAUUAGUACCUACACUACAGUACAGUACCAAUGUCUGUGCUGAUAAUCUCCCCUGCCCCCGGUCGAUCUUCCGUCCGGGAACAUAAACAUGCCCAUUCACCUCCCAGAUCCCAGAAGACAAAGACGAGACAGGCAAUCCCAAUCCAGGAAUCCGAUCCGGCCUACACCCUCCUCCCAACGCCAUCCAACAAUCCUUCUUUCUUUUCUUUUAUCCCCACGCGCCUAUAUCGCCAGCCACCACAACCACAACCACCACCAUCAUCAAAUUAAACUUCCCUUUCAGAUACUAGUAGUAGUGUAAUGAAAUUCCCCACAUCACACAUAUACUACCCCCUAAAGCCCACUAUCAACCACCACAGUAAGACAUAUCCAAAGCCUAAAUAAAUUCAGGGUAGUAUUCACCGAUAGCUUGGUAUGUACGUAGUACUAUCUCUUUCUUUG